Molecule: messenger RNA, 3701 nt
Organism: Pecten maximus
Lineage: Eukaryota; Metazoa; Mollusca; Bivalvia; Pectinida; Pectinidae
Product: beta-1,3-galactosyltransferase brn-like
Exons: 2
Coding region: 1021-2280 (419 amino acids)
Cellular component (GO): membrane
Molecular function (GO): UDP-glycosyltransferase activity; hexosyltransferase activity
Source: RefSeq, a predicted model, not a curated record
CCUGGCUUUCAGGGUCACGAGUCGAUAUAAACAUGGCGGAUUACUACAGCAACAUGGGACGUAUAUCGACAGACGCUGGAUAGUCGCUCGCCACGUGUACACGGCUGUUCUACCUUAACUAUGUCAGGAGUGAAAUCGGGGACAGUACGUGUUAUAUAGUACAUACUGCAAUGUUUGUACAGGUAGCACUGUUUGUGUACGGUCACCAACACGUGUCCGCAAAUUAUUUGAUUGGUGGACUCGGUAGUCUCUUCGUUUAUGAAAUUAGGACUGACGUACACAUAUAGUAAUCUUCGUUCUGCCAGGCGUUGACCAAAGGGACUUCCCAACCCACGAUCCAUAUAUAUUUAUGUGUUAUAGUGCCAAGUCCUACGCCUUUCAAGGCCUGUAAUAACAUGGACAGGUGCUUAGGAACCGGAUAUGUUGAGCUGGACAUGUUUACUGGGUCUGUGACGUCAUAUCCUCGUCAGAUCAUCAACGAUUGGGGAUCUAAGACAUAAAACGGGACAAUGAUAGAUCCUAGAUACACCAUACGUGUGUAAACAUAAACAACACGUUGGAGGGAUACACCAUACGUGUGUAACAUAAACAACACUUUGGAGGGAUACACCACACGUGUGUAAACAUAAACAACACUUUAGAGGGAUACACCAUACGUGUGUAACAUAAACAACACUUUGGAGGGAUACACCACACGUGUGUAAACAUAAACAACACGUUGGAGGGAUACACCAUACGUGUGUAAACAUAAACAACACUUUGGAGGGAUACACCACACGUGUGUAAACAUAAACAACACGUUGGAGGGAUACACCAUACGUGUGUAAACAUAAACAACACUUUAGAGGGAUACACCAUACGUGUGUAAACAUAAACAACACGUUGGAGGGAUACACCAUACGUGUGUAAACAUAAACAACACGUUGGAGGGAUACACCAUACGUGUGUAAACAUAAACACGUUGGAGGAAUCAUCAUUGUGAUGAAAACUGCUUAACAUCACGGUGUUAUUGAUGCAACAAUGAGUAGUAAAAUUAUCAGGGCGCUAAUAAGCGCUAUGAUGGUCGGAUCAUCCGGGUUCCUGUUGGGUUUCCUAUACACAACGGAAAAACCAAAGGCAGCCCUCCCAUUGUAUUCCAGGUCAACAACCACAAAACAUAUAUCGCGUGUCAUGGUAUCAAAUACGACGUCCACUAAUUCUACACUAUUUUCAUCAUUCAAUUCAUCGUCGGCUCUAGCCAAUGAAACUGAAGAAAUUUAUGAAACGUUUUUAAAGUAUGACCCUAAAAACUUCUCAUACCCAGCGGACUUUAACCUGAAACAAGCUGUUCAUGAUCUUAUUGUUUAUGGCAAGGAAAUCCCCGGAGUUCAUCAGAAAAUUCAAUUUCAUAAUUUCAAGUAUCUUCAUUCACCAAAACCAUGUGCUUUUCCUUUGGAUGAUAAGAAAAAUAGAAACAUUAUCAUAUUGAUAAAAUCUUUUAUUGGGAAUUUUCAUUUACGAAAAACACAGAGAGAUUUGUUUAAGAAAAAAACAAAGUUAUCCGCUAGUGUUAGACAAAUAUUUAUAUUAGGGUAUAAUGCGACAUAUCAGAACUUUGUCGAGGCGGAAAGUAUUAAGUUUCGAGAUAUUAUACAAGAAGACUUCAUUGAUACCUACCUCAAUAACACACUGAAAACAGUCAUGGCGUACAACUGGGUAGACAAAUUCUGCAGGGGUGCAUCCAUCUUGUUUUUCGUGGAUGACGAUUACUAUGUUCAUUACGAAAGAAUAAUUUCGCAUAUAAGAGCAGUGUUUCAACUGAAGAAUACGGGUGUGUUUGCAGGAACUUUGGCCAGUAAAGCGGUUCCAUACCGCCGACAUGAGACCAUAUGGUCCUUGACCUUUAGUCAGUAUCCUUACGAUUAUUUCCCGCCAUAUGUAGGGGGCGGGGCGUACAUAGUGUCUCAUGACGUGGCACGCAGAUUUGCAGCCUCUUUUCCAUAUGUGCAAUUUCUUGGCAUAGACGACGCCUACCUCGGUAUUGUGGCAAAAAAGUUGGAUAUUCACCCAAUUUACGAUCCUCAUUUCGACACGACGAAGCGAUCAGCUUUUGCGAGGGAGUGUUCUCACAGCUCAUUGGAACUGGCAAAUAACCUCUGUCCCAUUGCAAAACGUAAGACAGAAUUUCUCAUGGGUUCAAAAGUUAGACUUCCUCGUAAACCAGUUAGCUGGCUUAGCAUACUUCCUAUGAUCAUUUUUCUUAAUGUGGUUUUCAUGAUAGCUGUUUGGUGUUCAAAUUAAUCCACUGUGUUCAAUUGCAUGUUGGCAUGUGACAUUUACUGCAUGGUUUUAAUUAGUUAUUUAUCGUUUAUACAAACUGUGAUAACAGAACAUUUUGACGCUGAUAUUGAUGAGUUCGAUUUCUUUUCAGCAUUGUAAAUAUUUAAUUUUUCGAACUUUUUUUUAUUCCCGAAUGUACAGAUCGACGGCAUGUUAUCGUAGAAUCUUGCUUUUCAGAACUAUAAUUACUCAGAUUUGUCAUUGUUAACACGUUCAAAAAAUGUGUUUAUCGACGGAUAUGUUUUCCGGGAAUGUUCAAAUUGAUAUACAUGUCAUCUUUAUAAUCUGAAUAUUUUAUUUAUUCCUUAUUUUUGAUUUUUAAAAGUUAAUUGAUGAAUAUCUAUUAUGAUUUAUUAACUAUCUAUUUGGUAUGCGAGAUUUAUAAGACUGGUAUGGAUGAAAUACAUUGUUCUUUUUGUUUUAACUUCAUUUAACCUGCACGGGUAUUAUAUGGAAUAUUUUCUAUAUUUGAAUGGUGUUCAAUGUUUCAUAUUUACAUUCUCUGUUGCAUGUUAGUAAACCAAAUUGUAUUCGUGAGACUAUAUACUAUAAUUUACAGUGAUUCGGUCAGUGUAGGAAUACAGCUCCAGGUGUUACAGGUUAAAACAAUGGCCGCCAGUUACUUCCGGCCUAGAGAACGUUCGAAUGCUAGCAUUUAUUUACAUACGCCACAACAAAAAAUAAACCAACGUCACAAAUUAUGAGCGUAAUAUUUCAUAAUUAAAAAAUGUAGUCAACACGAAAUUACUAGAAGCGUCAUUCUUGUUCAAUACGAAAUUAUCAAACUGUCAUUGUCGUCACACUCACAGGGGCUCGUUUCCGAAUUUUCAGAAAUGCAAGACACAACAUUAAAAGUCAAGUAUUUAUAUAAAAAAAGGUCUUGUAAAUAGAUCGGGAGUGUAUACUGGAUUUUAGUUUUGUGGUUAUUCACUGAUGUCAAAGGCAUACCCUUACAAAAUUUAGCCCCUGUGAAGUUGAAAAUCGUCUGCUAAGCGACACUGAUUUGACCGGUUAGACUGGAAUCUGUUUCAAACGAAAUAUACUUGAAAUCUUUUUCACCUACUGUCAAGACGACUUAGGCUGUUCCGGUAUUUGAACUUGAUGACGUCAGUGAUAGGGUAAACAGCGAAUUUGAACGCGUCAUAUAACCUACAGUAAAUAAAAAAAAUCUUAAUGUAAAUAUAAGCAUUGAACGGUUACCAAAUGGUAGUAUACAGUCGAUAUGAAUACAAUUUGGGUGACAGAUAAAUAGUUCAUAUCACCUUAUUGUAUUCAUCUGCCACUCAAAUUGUAUUGAUAUCGACUGUAUAUACCUACUUUGUAUGAAUGAAUAUAUUGACACUUCACCAAGCUCAACAAGUUAUUAAAACCUUUUCUUACAU